Molecule: messenger RNA, 11248 nt
Organism: Amoebophrya sp. A120
Lineage: Eukaryota; Dinophyceae; Syndiniales; Amoebophryaceae
Source: the annotation of a GenBank genome assembly
CCAGAAACCGCAAUAGAGGGGCUAUACGCUGAUAAAGCCGAGGAUUUUGUGAUUUUUUACCUGUACUACCGAGGACAGUACCUUCGUACUUACGAAAAACGAUUCUACUCCUAGCAUACUUACUCGGAUCGGCGACUUCAUCGUAGCCACGACGUGUUGUAUCAUUGUCGAAUCGUACCAAAAUCUGUUGAGGCAGCGCAACUGGUGCAUCAAAUAGAAAUGUUUAAGUACAUUAUAACCUUGAAUAGUCACAACAAACCAGCAGCCGCUGCCACCUAGUACGGUGGCUACGCAAUUUCGCGAACAACAAGAUGUAGACGUAGUGUGAGAAAAUAAAGGCACGUCGUGGUCGUGUGUGAAAAUGGACGAAGAGCUCGAGGAAUUGCGUUCUCCACCUCCGGUGGUCGACGACGACAAGGAUGUUGGCUUUGAGGAGAAAGAAAAUACGGCGCGCCCCGCUGCCGCCGCUGGAGGUAAGGAACCUGCUGCAGCAGUAGGACAAACAGGAGAUGAAGCUGUGUCGGCGAACAAUGCUGAAGACGUUGCGAUGGAAGAGGAGGGCAACAAGAGCGUAAAGAUCGUCGACGACAACAACGAUUUGCCGCGAAAACCGCUCACUGUAUGGGAUUACCCAACCCCCUGCUCUCCCUCACUUGUCAUGGAAAAUGCCAAGUCCAAGUGCUGCCUUGUGGCCCCUGUUGCAUUUUUCCAGAUGAUUCAUCCGGAAGCCCAAACAGACCUACUACACUAAGCGCAUUAAUUCAUAGUGUGGGUGCGCAGACUCCUGGUCCUUCUCCUUGUGUGCUGGAGCUGGCGCUUGUACUGCUGUUCAUGCCAUACCAACGAGGGGAAAAGGGGGGAGUUGUGCACUUUCAUACACCACCCUGGCGGAGCUGAGACACUUCGUGUCGAGUAGCAACUUGAGGAAAGUUCUCGCCAAGCUCCGCACUAUCGGUACAACUCAACUCACACAGGGUGUGCACUUUGAUGUAGUUGUGAUUCUUUGUUUUGUUCAUGAUUUAGCGUACUUGUUAAAUUUCUCCUGUAGCAGCUGUCGUGAUCUUCUCUGCUCUCUAAUUGUCUCUUGGUCGUCUCGGGGGAGCAGUAACAGGGCGAAUUUUGGAGCCACAGUUCUUUCAUAUAUCAUAAAGCAACGAACUACACUCUUGCAAGAAGAAAAUAGAUAUCUAAUGACAUAUCAGAUGAGAAGAACGAGCUCUGGAAGGAGGUGAGAGCGGUGUCGGAGAAAACCUUUGAGAAGGGCCAUACGCAUCUUAGCAGGAACGCCGAAAUGGCUGUGGCGGAUACGACAGUGCUGUUAGUCGGUAUGCCUCGCAAGGGAAUAUGUCGUCUGGGGUCUUUGAAAAGUUGUGAUGCUACAAAAUAAGCAUCCACGCGAUCAUAUCAAUGAUACGCAACCCGUUUAUUUAUGGGGCCGCGCAUAGCAUAGCAAGAAGUCUCUGAGCUGCUAUUACUUAAUUUCUAGUAUUUAACCGCAUGACGAGAAAUCCUCUCCUUUUUCCAUGAAAACGAGCAAGUAGCUCAUCUGUAGCCGCGCAAGAAGCAUGACAAACUCUUCUGCUUUGUCGGCCCAGCAUCUUCACAGGUGGUUUCUUUACAUUCUUCCAGACCCUCCAGACAUGUUUGCAGUGGAUAUUCGGCGAGGACGAGGCUGAAAGCAAGAAAAUUUUAGCCGUGAUGCAAGAUGUGGUGAAGCUCUUUACGGAAUAUGCCCUCACCUGCAUGGGGACCACCGCCUCCAAAGCUGCUGCAGAGGUACUACCAAUUUUCAAACAUGAUGCGACAAGGCGCUUCAACAUCUUCCAGGAUUAUUGCAAGAAAUUAUGCUACUAGUAGGUGGAGCAAUCAUAUAACUUCCACGCCUGAGAAAGAAAAUGAAGAGAAUGAUUUGCGACGCUGCGACGUGCUGCAGGUAAGUAUUGUAAGUAGAAGUUGCCAGCAGUAGUGUAGGCUUCAGGUCGGUAGUGCAACUCGCGCUCGCAUUUCUAAGAGUCGCUGUCGUGUCGUUCUCAGUCAGAAUCAGCCCCUCAAUGUCGAUGACCUGCAUUCAUAUUACGUAAUCACGCGCAUCAUGAGCAGCUGCAGUCCUCGCUGCGUGAGAAAUGAAACAAGCAACUUCCGUGCCGAAAACAAUCGAAAAAUGUUCAGGCGAAGAAUGAGGAGCAGAACGAAAACGACUUGGACAACAUGGAGACUGACGACAAUGUGUUUAAGAAGGAAGAAGAACAAGAGCCGUCUUCUCUAAUACCACAAAUGAGGAAGAAGGAAAACAAGCCGAGCGCGGCGCAGAACGAGGCAGAGAUUCCGCCCCAGUUAAUGCACAUGCUUAACGUGCUGCAGUCGUGCCUGGACUAUGAAUUGCAAAUAUGUCUGGGUCUGGAAGGAUGCAAGGUUUAUCAUUCUUGUCUGGCAUGACAGAAAAGCUUUACUUGUGAUAUGUGUCCAAGGUGAAGUAGAAGAGACCGUUUUGCUUGUUAUGCAAAAACGCAGCUUGUAAUGCGUAAAUAAACGCAACACGACUACAGCUGCGCGCAUAUUUUUCUCAUGCUCUGCUGUGCAUAUACAGGGUAAGCGUCUUGAGCUUGACUGUUCACGACUCAGCAUUAAAAGAGUCCAGACCCAGACAUAUUUGCAAUGCAUAUGCUCCCGAGGCACCCGCUGGGGAAAACUGGGAAGCAGCAGUUGGCCGCGGGGUUCGAGCGGGUGGUCAAGAUGAACCACCGGGUGGCCUUCAUCGUGCACGGCACCCUCGCAGUUUACCUCUGCGAAGAGGCGAUCGCCGACCGCGCCACCCAGAAGAGCGUGGAGCAGCUCUGGGGCGUCCGGGCAAUGUUCCAGGAGUUUGACUGGGAUGACCUAUGAUCGCGAGAAAAAACUGUCUCCGUCUUGACUUUUACUUUAAGUAUGCGGAACUUGUUCUUUGUUGACACAGUUUUUUUUUGUCAUGCUCGCGGACAUGCAAGAAAAGGGCACUUGUUCAUACGUGUUUACUUCUCUUGCAUCUAACGCAUGCUGAAGGUGGAGCCUGUGAUGCUGAGAGUGCAGAAUAAGCCAAGCAAAGGUCGUUGAGUCUUUGAGACGGUUUUGUUUUCUGACGAUACGGUCCCAGCACGAAACACAUGAAGGACUGCAUCACCCGCUGCUUCGCCAGCCCGCCCUUCUUCAAGAACGCACACGGCCAGAAGUUUCUCGCCUUCAUUCUAGCGCAGCACCAUUCCCUGACAAAAGAGGUGUUGUUUUUCAUGAUGCGGAGGCUUAUUUUCGAUUUCGUGGCUAUACAAAUCUUCCUGACCACCUGCAUAAUGCCAUUGCCUCUGUCUACUUUCCUUUCAUCGAGAUCCCGAUUAUGCAGCAACCCAGUGCAGACAAAUUAGCUUCAGGAAAAUGAGGCAGCUCGUGGGCAGUUUCUGGCUCACCGUGGCAGCUAAUAUGUAAAGACAGUGGCACAGAAGCAGCUUGUGCUACAUUGUCUUCCCGGAUGAAUAUCUACUUAUUCUAUCCGCCUCCGAAUAUCUACUUAUUCUAUCCGCCUCCGUGCGCAUUGAGUUUUUACAAGAAAUGUUUUGAAAACUACCAUCCAAAGGUAACCCCGAUCCUGCAGAACGUGCUUCCAAGUCAGAACAGCGGGGUGAUUCGACAGUUAGGAAAAAUUCUGUUCAACGCCUGGGACUUGUCCCGGAGCAGUUGGGAGGGGCCGGAGGGUUCGGGCGACCCGGCCAAGUACGAGCGGAGGCGGCUAGGCAAGGAAAAGACGCGGAUGAUGCUGGAGGACCGUGUGUCCGACUGGAUCCACUGCGCAAUCCUCGCACAGCCAGAGGGUGCGAAAAAGGCUUUGCUGCUGCUGAACGAGUUCCACAUGCAGAUGCACGCCAUGCCGGACCUGAAAAGCAUGUUAAUCCGGCAAUACGCCCCAGUUUUGUGGAAGUACCUCGCGGCCGCGAACCCGAAAGUGCGCCUCAACGCCGUCACCGUCCUGGGGAAGGUCUUUCCCCUCGUGCACACCGACAACUAUGACACGGCCCACGACGACACCAGGCAGGAAUUCAGUACCGAUAUUACCUUUUUUGUGUUUCUAAAACAAACUACUACAGCAGGAGAUGAAAACAUUUUUUGUGGAUUAUGAGGACAUAGUGCAAUAUGAGAAUGAAGAAACAGCGAGAAGCGGGAAGAUGACUUUAUUUUUGUUCUUCAAAACAUCUCUCCCACCAGAGCGUCAAGUGCUCGUGAUCCAGGACGGAAUAUUGAGAGGAAAAAUCCCCCCUCCUCAUAUUGAAAAGGUAUGUUUCCAAAAAUUUGUGUUGCGGAUUUGAGGUCACACAUCACACCUGUCUUGCAAGAAGACAAGGGCAGAAGCUUCCGCCCCAUUAUGGAAGCGAUUUGUCAUGCUGUGAGGCCUAAAGGGGGGCCGUUUGCCAUGCUGAACAACUAGACCCGUACGCCCCUACCUAGCCUGGAGAUCUGGCCGCCAUGCCUCUCGGCAAUACAGAGCUGAUCUGUGUACACAAAUCCAGCGUCAGAAAUUCCGUUUUUAUAUGGCGCGGGGGCUUUUUUCAUUUUGAUACGGAAUUAUGGAUCCGAACGACGAGGUCCGGAUUCGUGGCAUCCAGUGCGCUAUCAAAUGCAAAAAUGUCUGGGUCUGGAAACUUGUGAUGCUGGGCGGCGUAUCAUGAGGAGGCCACAAGUGCUGGCGCAGCAUGACAGGUUUCUGAGCUUCUAGGUGUUGCCUAUUCUGCAUGACAAACUGCGUUUCUGCAUGACAGAAAAAUGCCGCUCUUGGGUAACGUGCAUGACAGAUUUGGGUGUCAUGCCAGACAAGCAUGACAAACAUGCACUCUUCCAGACCCAGACAUUUUUACAUUCGAUAUGCGCCGCCGAGGUGCUUACCGAGUUUUGGACCCUGAUUGAGUUCACCGAUCGGCAGGCCAUGCUCGCGUCGCUCGGGCAGGUGGCCACAGACAAGCGGUUCCCGAAGGUUCGAGACCAGGCGUGCCGCGCCCUGUCCCACCUGAUUGAGAAGCUCCCGGCGGGCCCGGGGGGCCACGACGACCUGAAAAACCUGUUGAUCUGCGGCAACUUGUGGCACCUGCUGCACGACAAGAGCCCCAUGGUUCGGAUAUCAAUCGCAAAUUACAUCUUCGCUCUGGGUCUGGAAAAAUAAAAGUGCAAACUCUGGUCCUCGUACUUGUUAAAACGCCUGGAAAUAAAAAUCUGUAUGAGCAGAAGCAGUCGCAUGAUCGACAAAAUUUCCGUCGUCCAAAAGCGCAACUUUUUGUCAUUAUGCGUGCUCCUACGGCUCAUAGUGGGAUGAGAGUCAUACAAAACUUGCCAUGCAGCUUUGUGUAGUUGCCCUCGUCCCAUGUGUUUCAGUCAUUCGCAACUCCGCAUCAGAAGUUUACUAUUCCAGUCCCUGACAAAAUGUAAAUGUUUGCAAUGCAUACCGCAGCUCGUUUGCGGAUUUCCUCGAGAAGGCGAACCACUAUUCCACUUUUCAGCUGGCGGAGGUGAUCGAUCCGCAACAGAUGAUGGCCCGAGUCGCGCACGAGUACGCGGAGUUCUACGGGGCGAUCGCGGACGAGACGGAAGAGGACGCGCAAAAAGCCAACGCCGCGGUGGGGCGAAAGUUGGCGAACAUCAUGCGGCCCGCCAUCUUCCAGGACCUCAAGGAACAAAACCCGCCGGCGGGAGCGGCCGCCGGAAAAAAGAAGAGGAAGAAAAAAGACAACGUGUUGGACCUGCACGAGGAUGGGGACUUGCUGGUACGAAAUGCAAAAGCAUCGUACUAAUAGAAAUAGCAUUACAAGAAAUUUCCCCAGCAUUACAAAUGCUGAAUUGCCUUGAGAAAGAAAUUUGUAAGAGUGAGGUAACAAACUAAAUCUGGAACUUCGCGGUUGAGUUCUCAUCCGACCGGCGGCCGGAUGAGAACUCAACCACAUCACCGGCGGAACCCGGCCGGCCGGCCCGGUCCUCUUCCCCCGUCCUCAACCGGUCGACCAACUCUUCUCCCCUGUCCGCUCCCGGGCCGCGGCGUUUCAUUAGGCAAAAAGCCCCAGCUUUGCCAUGCAAAGGCAGCGGAAAGCGCCGACACCCAAAAAGCAGACGUGUGGGCUUUCUAUUCUUUCUUUAUCUGCGCAGCGUCCAGAAUUUCCGUUCCUAUUACUAUUUCACUCGGCUCGGGUUUCCCGUGCAGCGGUUGUCCGCUCGGGUCCCCCGCUUCCAGCGGUUGUCCGCUCGCUGCCAGCGGUUGCCCGCCUUCAGCGGUUGGCCUCAUCCGGCCGGUGGCCGGAUGAGAACUCAACCGCGAAGUUCCAGCUUUAGUUUGUUACCUCACUCUAAUGCAUAAAUGCAAUUACUACGAGUACGAUACUUUUGCACAGGAUAGCUGGGUGGAGACAACAACGAGGCAGCGGAGCAGCGGAAGGAGCGCUUCAGAGCCGGCGCGGAGCGGCUCGACACCCUGCUCAAGAAGUUGCCGCUGGCGGUGCUGGGCAUCCUGCGAUUCGCCAAAGAGAUGGACACCCUGCUGCUGAUGCAGUUCGUCUGUUACGUGUGGUCGGAACUGUGCGUAAGGUGAUGAAAGCAAAAGGCCUGAUGCGCGAUUGCUGCAGUUAAGUAACUUCCUUCAUCGCAGACACAAUAAUUGCUGCGAGAGAAUGCAGAAUAAUUCUAGGCGACGAAUUGCAUCGUACGAAAAGUGCAUCGACGUCACUAAUUACUUUUUGGCCUUGAUUGAGUUUGAGUGCCGUUUAUUUUUGCGAAUUAAAUUGUAAGUAACUGUAAGUACAAGUACUUACUUUACCUAUGAAAAGCAACUGCUACUCCAACUGCUUUCACCCCUUUCAUACCACAGUAAGCCCAGAGAGGUGUCUAGCUACAAAAUUGCUGCGGUCGGGAUCAUGCUACAGCGACAAAAGCUCGGGGCUUCGAACCGUUCCAACCGUGUCGAGUUUAUGCGCGAGUGGUUCACGGAUGAUACGCAUCGCAACUCUGAAAAUGUCCGAGGGUAGUUUUCUUUACCAAGGAAGUCUUGAGCUCCUCUUGCAAGACCAAGACCAUGAGCAUGCCCAUGAAAAUAUACAAAUAUAGAAGAACUAAAUGCAGAAUCUCUGCAGCGGCGGAAAAGGGAUCUUUGUCUUUUUAACUGCUGAAUGCCUAAUAUCAACAUGUUUAUAGUCUACAUUCUCUUGUGCUCACGGUGACGGUAAUAUCACCCUUUUCUUUGAAGGCUGCAUUUUCCUAGGUGACAAGACCCUAAAGACACAGGGUGUAGUUUUUGCAUUCGAUAAACGAGUCCAUACUGCAGCUCCUGACCGACCGAGCAGAUCUGACGGAGUACAUUCUGGACGCGUUGAAGCACCUGCCGUCGUUGGACAAAGGACCCGUGCGCGAAUAUGCCGAGAAAAAUAAUCUCCGCUUCCAACGAAAACGAUGAAAACAGCAUGAAAGCCUGAUUUGAAGAUACUAUCGUGGUAGGUUCGUUUAGCAGUCGAAAGCAGCAGCGCAUGUUCUUAGUUCAUGCCUUUAGCAUCUCAUAAAAAAAUCCCUGACCCUUGAGCUUGAUGACGAUCAUGCCUGCAUGAGUUGGAAGCAGUUUUCUCUGUGAUAGUGAAAAAUUUGUGAAGAACUUGAAGUCCAAGCCGUAUAUGGUCGACGCCGCGCACGCAUGGAAAAUGGUCGGCCACAUGGCAGACCAAAUGUGCAAGGACUUUGGUAUGAGAAUAGAUGACUUCUACUAUCGUUUGCAGAAGUUUUGCUUGUAAUUCCGACUCUUGAUUAGGCAUAUAAUAAAUGAAUAAGUAAGGAGUAUUAAAAGGAAACUACCGAAACAACAUUCAAGAAACUGACCUCGAAACUUUAUCGGUGAACAUCAAACUUUCAGAUAAAGUGGCGAAGUAUUACCAGAAGCUGGCCGGGGGCAGCGCGGACGUGGCGGAUCCGGGGCUGACCACGAAAAAUAUCCACAUGUACAACUUGAUGGUGAAGAACCCGGUUUGCCGAGGGGAGUUGGUCGAGAAACGUGAGGCCAUCAUCGAGAAGAGCACCCUGUUCGUGCAGGCGGUCGCGGACCUGCUGCGCACCCAGCAGCCUCUGGAGACCAAAAAAGGGCCACAACACCUUCGUGUCAAAGAUGUCGUGGCGCUGCUGCGGACCGCGUUUCGCGUGGCGCUCCGCUGCGACUGGAAAAGCUCCUUCCAGGGGUGCCGAUCCCCCGCGCCUAUCCUCGCACACGCGCUUCUCGACUGGGCCCGCCCAAAAACUACGGCGAAGAAAGAGUCCGAGGCUGGUGACGUGAACAUGGUGAGCAACGGAGAGGAAGGUACAACUUCAGUGCCUCCUUACUUGGGCGUAGAAGAUACAUUGAGCGAACUGCUCGCUCUCAGAAUUUGCGCAUGUAGUAACUGUACGUAGCUUCAUCGAAUAUUUUUACACGUAAAAGACUUAGCACGAAGCACAAGCGCCAGGCAUCAGUCGGGUUUGUUCCUGGUGUCAGUUACUCUACCUGUUUGCAAUUUUUUUGCCUAAGUACAUCAUCCAAAAAAGAAAAAACACGACGACCAGCUGCUCCCCCAGUUGUAGACGGUGGGUUCGUACUUCCGCCCGAUUUGGAGAACCCGCAGGACAUGAUGCAAAUCUGCCGUUUGGUGAUUGAGAACCUGGGGCUGACCCACACCUUCUACCCCCAGGCGGACUCGACACUCCCCGCGCUCGCGGUGCAACUGGGCAAGCUGUUGUGGCACCUGUCGUUGCACGGGACGGACCUGGCCGACAACGACCUGGGGAACGACGCGUGGCGGUUCCUCGCACGGUCUUCGCUGAAGAUCUUUCGCCCCGGCGCCCAGGGCGCGGCGGACGCGCUGCGCGACCUACUGGGGAAGGUCACCGACGACCUGGUGACAGACGAGGACUUGAAGUCCCUGUGGGCCAGCGUGCUGAUGAAGUUCCAGUUUGUCCGCCCCUUUCACCAGUUUUUGGAGCUGGCCGUGGACCCCAGUUGCGCCGAGGAGCAAUUCUUUGAGACGAUGCACACGGACCCGACGGAUAUUCAGAACGAGCCCGCGAGCUCCGCGGGCGCCGACGGGGUCAUCCUCACCGAGGCCAAGGUGCUAACCGCGGAGGCAGCGCUAUGGCGUUCUCAAGCGUUACAUUCUCAACUGUUACAUGAAGUUUGUAAUGCAAAAAUGGCAAAAGUGUAAGGGAAAAGGUUGCGCCUUUUGCAUUACAGAUUUGAAGCAGAUUAUAAUGCUAUCUAGCGCGUCCGCGUCGGGAACUUGUGAUGCGAAGAAGGCUGGAUCGUGUGAAGGGUGAUAGUGUUUUUGCAUGACAAAUCAUGUAUACAGUUGAGAGUGUAACGCUUGAGAACCCCAUACGCGCGGGAGAACCCGGACGGGUUGAAGAGGUUCCAGUGGCACCCGCGCGUGACGGACGCGCUGUACUCGCAGGCCGCGCGGUUCAAGGGGCUGCGUCGCGUGCUGUACUUCGUCGUGCAAGAAGCGGACGGUACGUUGCGCCGCGGCCCCGCGGCGGCCGCCGGGAAAAAGCCGAACAAUUUGAAGCUGAACGACGAAGAAGUGGACAAGGAAAUGGAAACCUUCUUCGACGUAUCACCUGCAAAAAUGUCUGGGUCUGGAAGAUUCCGAGAUUUGGCAUGCUGGUCUGGUAUGACUCUGAAAUCUGUAUUGCGUGGCCGCGAAGAGCUCCUCUUGCCUGUCAUGCAAAAAUGCAGUUUCUCAUGCGGAGUACGCAACUCAGAACCACGGGAAAACUUGUCAUGCUGGGCUGCGCAUUGCAGUGUGCUCACUAUACUCUUUCUUGCAUCACAAAUUUCCAGACCCAGACAUAUUUGCAAUGCAUACGACGGGCCAGCGGAGCUCAAGGACGAAGACCUGCUGCCGGAAGGCACCACAUCGAACGCGGACAACACCACCAGCAACAAGGAAGCGGUAAACACUCGUAGUAUUUUGACCUGGAAGGAACUCCCACUUCUGAAUUUGUCUUCUUUUGCACGAGUUCUGAACACACUGAAAAAGCAUUCCCUUACUUUCUAUUCGAAAUCACUAGAAUGGCUUCUUGAUAGAACAAGUAUCACCACUUAGAACCAGACCUUACAGACAUCCGCGACACCAACUACAGUUGUCUUCAGCCCCCGGAGGUUUCAGUGGGUUUCUGCAGGAGGAUGAUGCUAUGGACGUCGACGAUGCGGACGCCGACGAGAGCCGCGGGCCGGACGGGGUGGGCACGGCACUCUUCAAGCAGCUGGAAACCAUGCAGAUGGAGCCACCGGCGCCGGGUGGGGCAGCUCCUGCAGGGGAACCUGUACGAGACGAGGACGUCGCGAUGGAAGUAGAGGCGGAAAGCAGUAACGCUGACGAGCCAGCACUUCCGCCAGCAGACGUGGACGCGCAGGAGCCCUCCGCCUCUUCCUCUGCGGCGAACAAGAGCAGUGGAGGCGAGGACGGUGCUGCGCGGGCCGGCGGCACCACCAGCGACGACGCGGUUGCCGCGGGCGAGCUAGACGAGGUUGGUGGUUGUUCCACGGAAGGUGCGGCGGCUGUCGGCAGCGCGCAGCAAGGCGGCAGCAGCAGCAGCAGUAGUCCGAGCGGAGGACGAGGAAAUAUCAAAGCCGGGACGAAAAAAGUACUAGGGCCCGACGACGAGGAAGGGGUGAAAAAGGAAAUAAAAACCUCCAGCACGCCCGUGCACGACCCGCCCACGCCGAGGAUCGAGCAGGACGGGGUGGAUGUGGGCGCAGCCGGGGCAGUGCACGGCGACGCAGCAGACGUACUACAGGGGGAAGAACCUCCUGGCACCACCGGAGCAGCCUCCAAGAAAACCAACAAGUCGGCGGCAAAGACGAAAAAAGCGAAAAUAUCCUGAGUAAAAACGUACCAACACCAGAGUCAGGAUGAGGAUUUUGCAACACAAACCUAGGAGUUUUGUGAGUCACGCAUGACAAGUUGCGCUCUGCAGUGUAGUGCAGGUUAGCAAGUGCAGCCGCAUCACAGAUUCAUCUGCUCAUGCUGUUCACAGCAUCACAAAUUCCAAAACACGAUUGGAAAUGGCUCUCAUGGGGAUGCGCAUUACAAGUCUUCCUGUCUUUGCAAAUCUGCAUUACAACUCUGGUGUGUGUGUGCGCUUCUACUCAGGAUAGAAAAGUGCGGUGAGUGGGACCGACGGUGGGGGCGGAGUCGAGAAGGCAAAGAAAAAAACAAGCGUGAAGAAAAAGAAAUAG